ACCUCCUCCAAAAUUCAAGUCGUCGUUACAAUGAACCAAACCGAAACUCACCGCGGCAGCGACGACGCUGUUGCAGCGGUGCCGAGCUUUAACUUCCAGCGGCUCCGAGUGAUCACGCCGCUUGGCCGCGGCGCCAAGGGCGUAGUGUUUUUAGUGCAAGACCAAGAGACGGACAAGCUCAUGGCCUUGAAGGUAAUUUCCAGGGACAUGAUCCACCGCAAAAGUAAAGACGGUGACGGCACCGACGAGUACCGGCGAGUCUGCUUCGAGCAGCAAGUACUACGUCGUUUCGACCACCCGCUCCUCCCAAAGCUGCAUGGAGUCCUCGACACUGAGAAUCUCGUCGGCUACGCCAUCGACUACUGCUCCGGCCGCGAUCUCAAUUCUCUCCGGAAAAGACAGACGGAGCGCAUGUUCUCCGAUGACGUCAUCAGGUUUUACGCGGCGGAAUUGGUUCUGGCAUUGGAGUAUUUGCACGCCUUGGGAGUUGUUUACCGGGAUUUGAAGCCGGAGAACGUUAUGAUCCAAGAGAACGGCCACAUUAUGCUCGUGGAUUUCGAUCUCUCAACCAACCUCUCGCUGCCGCCGAUCAAGACUCCUCAACCAGCUCCGAGAUCAAAUUCGCUACCAAAAUCAGCGUCCAAGAAACUCCAGAACAAGAAGAAGCACAGGUCGCUCUUCCGCAGCUUCUGCAACUCGGGAAUCUCGCCGGACGAUUUGAUCGUACCGGUCGAGACCGAAGCCGAAACCGAGAAGUCGGAGAAAUCCGAAAGCAAAACGGAGUCGGCAAAGUCGUCCGGGAAAUCGAACUCGUUCGUCGGAACGGAGGAGUACGUGGCGCCGGAGAUCAUAUCCGCCACCGGCCACGGCUUCGAAGUAGACUGGUGGUCCCUGGGAGUGUUGCUCUACGAAAUGCUGUACGGUACGACGCCGUUCAGAGGCGUCAACCGGAAGGAGACGUUCUACCGGAUACUGACGAAGUCGCCGGAGCUGACGGGGGAAGCGACGCCGUUAAGGGACCUGAUCAGGAAGCUUCUGGAGAAGGAUCCGAGGCAGAGAAUCGUGCUGGAGGAAAUCAAGGAGCACGAGUUUUUUAAGGGCAUAGGAGGAUCGUGGGACACGGUGGCGCAGCUAGCGAGGCCGCCGUAUAUCCCAGAGGAGGUGAACGAGGGUAGGGAUGGGAAUAAGAAAAUAGACGUGGAGUCGGUGGUGGAGGGAAUAUUCGGAGAGAAUAAAUGCGGCGGUGGUGACGAGGAGGAAGAGAAUAAGAAGAAGAAUGUGAAUAAAAGGGUGUGGGAGGAAGAACUGAAUCACAAACCCACUCAACCUGAUGAUACCUUUUCUGUUUUCUAACCAAAUUCUUUCAUUUCUUUUUUAUUGGUUUCAUCUUCUUGUUCUUUUUUACUUAAUUUUGAGAGAGGCAUAUAUUCGUAACUUGUAUAAGGUAUGGUCAAGAAAUCAAUGUAAAAGAUGAACAUCUAUAUUGUAAUCUAAAGCUUCU
This is a messenger RNA of Argentina anserina (silverweed cinquefoil), 1501 nucleotides long. RefSeq names its product serine/threonine-protein kinase OXI1-like. Gene Ontology annotation, biological process: protein phosphorylation. Gene Ontology annotation, molecular function: ATP binding; protein serine/threonine kinase activity. The transcript has 2 exons. The record is from RefSeq and is a predicted model, not a curated record. NCBI's taxonomy places the organism in Eukaryota, Viridiplantae, Streptophyta, Magnoliopsida, Rosales, Rosaceae. The coding region runs from base 31 to 1353 and encodes 440 amino acids. Gene Ontology annotation, cellular component: nucleus; cytoplasm; plasma membrane.